Molecule: messenger RNA, 5405 nt
Organism: Pogona vitticeps (central bearded dragon)
Lineage: Eukaryota; Metazoa; Chordata; Lepidosauria; Squamata; Agamidae
Gene: QSOX1
Product: quiescin sulfhydryl oxidase 1
Biological process (GO): protein folding
Cellular component (GO): Golgi membrane
Molecular function (GO): protein disulfide isomerase activity; flavin-dependent sulfhydryl oxidase activity
Source: RefSeq, a predicted model, not a curated record
GGCAACCUGUGCCUGCCAAUCGCUGCGCCUCCGGGACAGCUCCGCCCCCAGUAGCACGUGGCACGCGAGGAGGCGGGUCUUUUUCCCCCAGGCGUUUGGGGGGGUAGGCGGGGCUUGCAUGGCACGCUCCGCCCAGGCUCCUCCCGCCCGGUCGGGUAGAGGGACGCCUCGGCCGGACCCCGAGCAGUGGACUUGCCCCUCGCUGCGCGCUGCUUCCUUUUGCUCUCCCCGCGGCGGCUCCGGUCUCGCUGCUCGACAUGGCAAGGGGUCUCCCGCCCAGGGCCCGGCCGGGGCCGCAGGGGCCUCCCGCCCGCGCCUCCCUCGGCCCCUCCGUCCUGCUCCAGCUGCUGGUGCUGGUGCUGCUGCCCGGGGCGUUGAGCAUCGGCCUCUACUCGUCCGAGGACCCGCUGGUGCUGCUGGCGGCGGACACGGUGGAGCGGAGCGUCUUCAAUUCCAGCAGCGCCUGGGUGGUCGAGUUUUACGCCUCCUGGUGCGGCCACUGCAUCCGGUUUGCCCCCACCUGGAAGGAGCUGGCCGGCGACAUCCAGGAUUGGAGGCCUGCCGUGAUGCUCGGUGUGCUAGACUGUGCUGAGAAGUUCAAUCAGAAAAUAUGUUCAGACUUUGGAAUCACUGGCUAUCCAACUUUGAAGUUUUUCAAAGCAUUCUCUAAGAAACCUGAUGAUGGCAUAAGACUCUUCCAUCAUGGCGAUGACAUUCGGAGCCUCAGGGAGUCCAUCAUCACCACAAUGGAAAGACAUGAAGAGGUGUGGCCUCCAACCUGCCCACCUCUGGAGCCAAUCAGUGCAGCAGAAUUUCAUGGCUUCUUCCGGGCAUACAAUGUCACAUAUUUGGCCCUAAUAUUUGAGAAGGAAGACUCAUUUUUGGGCAGAGAGGUAACGUUGGACAUGCUCCAGUUCGAGAACCUUGCGGUACGGCGUGUCCUGAAGAGCAAUGAAGAGCUAGUGAGGCAUUUCAACGUCACCACCUUCCCAUCUGGCUUUCUGCUUGUUAACAACGGCUCUUGCAGUAUCAUCCCUGUGCAUAUGGACUCGAGACCGCUUUAUACUGACUUCUUGCGGCGACUGCCUGGUGUCAUGAAAGGAAACACCUUCAGACCCACUAUGCUACCCAGUGCAGAACCACAGACUACCACUGCACCGUGGAGAGUAGCAGACAGGAAGAAGUUGUAUAUGGCUGAUUUGGAAUCUGCAGUGCUUUACACUCUAAGGGUGGAAGCAGCACGAUUCUCUCACCUUGACGAGGAACGCCUCUCUGCCCUGAAGCAGUAUGUGACUGUGCUGGUCAAGUACUUUCCUGGACGUCUUGUAGUCAUGAACUAUCUUCACAACCUCGACUUGUGGCUGAGACCAAGGACAAAUGUUUCACAGAAUAAUUGGGAGGAAGCUCUAAGGAAUAAAGCAGAGCUUCCGUACGCCAGGUUGCCAGAAAAUCCACUCUGGGUAGGAUGUCAAGGAAGCAAACCUGAGCUCAGAGGCUUUCCAUGUAGUCUCUGGACUCUCUUCCACCUCCUGACAGUGCAAGAAGCUCUGCUUAGUCCUAACCAUGCCUCACCAUCAGAGGUCCUUCCUACAAUGAGAAGAUACGUCCAGUACUUCUUUGGCUGUCGGGAGUGUGCAGAACACUUUGAAGGCAUGGCAGCAGAGUCCAUGCACAAAGUGAAGAACAAAGAUGGUGCUGUUCUCUGGCUUUGGUCAAGGCAUAACAGGGUGAAUGCCCGCUUAGCAGGUACUGCAAGUGAUGAUCCCAAAUUUCCUAAGAUCCAGUGGCCUCCUCAAGAUUUGUGUUCAUCAUGCCAAAUAAUCAUCAAUGGAAGGCGUAUGUGGGAUGAGAGGGAAAUCUUAAGGUUCUUCAAAGCUUAUUUUUCACGGCACAAUAUAUACUUGGAUUUUAUAAAGAGGGAGCACCCCAGAAUGGGUCGAGAUGUUGAAAAGAAAGACCCUGAAGCUGAGGGAAAGCUAAAGGGGGGAGGAGGUAGAGAUGAGAAUCACAGAAGAGGUGAAGAGGAGUUUGAGGAAGACAAGAAGGGGACAGAGAAACCAGAGCAAGGGGAAGUGCUGAAGAAGAAGAAUGGCUUGGAAAGGUUAGGCUUGAUCGAGCUACAUAAGCCAAGUAUUAUCAAGAUGAGCACAAAAGCCAAAGAGCAAGAGGAAGAAAUUGUUGAUCUUGAUAUCUUCAGUGAGCAGCACUACAAGAGCAAGGCCUUGAAGGUGGCAGGCCAAGCUAGCAGGUGGCACAGGCGGAAUAAGAGAGACACUGGCCUGGUGCUGAUGGAGGAUGAAGGGCAGCAGCCUUUUGAUGAUGAUGCCACCUGGGAGCGGCUGAAAGAUAAAGGCUGGAGAGCGCAGCAGCUCAUUGGGUCCAUGGGGGAGGAGAUUGAAAAAGAGAGUGAUGGAUUCGUCGUAAGGAAGAACCAGUGGUUCCGUAUACUGGGAGUGGGUUUUUCCCAGUUGGAUAUCAGCUUGUGUAUUGUUUUGUACUUUCUCUCCUCUAUGUGUUUGUUAGGCAUGUACACCUUUUUCCGCAUGCGUAUGAGGUAUCGCAAGGGGCGGUCAGGCUUCCCAGUUGCCUGAGAAAAAAGCCAAAGCACGGCAGCCAUGGGACAGGGAAGAGGCUGGUGUGUACCUGCUUGAUGUUAUGACUUUUCAGCCAUAAUUCAUACUCUAGUUGCGGAUACACAAAUGCAAGAACACACAGGUCAGAUGUGAAGGGUGCAUGUUCAUGUUGUAUGUCACUUGGCACUAUAUUAUGUAUGGAAAUGGCAACUAGGAGAGAGAAUUGGUACUUCUGUGUAUUAAGACCAACACAGUGAAUAAAACAAUACCUGGUUCCAUUAUAGUUGCCGUAUGUGUGUACCCUGCAUUUCUGUAUUCGUAUUAGAGUACAAGUUGUUGAUUGUCAAAGGGAGUGGGUUUAUUUUUUCAGAGCACAUACUGACAGUUUGAGACUUGAGGAAAAUGCUGCUUUUCUAAGUUGACAUCAUACAAUGAAGGCUCAAUUUUUAUGCCUGAUACAUGGGGGUAUUUUUAAGUCAUGUAGUAUCCUAGUGAUACCUCAGUCCUUAUUUCUUGAAUUCUAGCUAUAGAAGCACAGUCUAAAAUAAUGAGUUGCAAAAUGCCUUGAUCUGUUCUUACUAAACUGGACUCAAAAUUUUCUGAGCCAUUAUCAAACUACCUUCAAUAAAGCCAGUGUGUUUUGCUGUGUAUGCAGCGGAUGUUAAAACAGCACCCCUCUCCCUUUAAACUGCUGUUUGGGUACUAAGUGUAAGUGGCUUAAAUCUGUAGCGUGGUUGCCAGAAAUGGUGGAGCUCAGCACAUCUAUGGGAGUGCCCGUGAGCUGGAGUGUAGUGAAGUCAGGCCUGGACCUCUCAUUUGCCUCUUCUAUUCUGCACAUUUUUUUUCUGUGGAUCAGAAGACACGGCAUAGUAAACUCCACCACUGGUCUAAAGAAACAGGCUACUAAUGGUGGUCAGGAGUACAAGCUCUUUUCCUAACAAUCCUCUUUGCACAAUGGAAUACGUAAGGUCAAUAUAAGACAUUUCCCCCAUGAUCAAAAUGCCAGCAUUGUUCACUUUUUGCUACCUUCCUAGCAGCCUCUUUCACAGACUCCUCUCUCACAAUCUCUCUCCCCCUCCCAUGGUCUCUUAGCUCUCCCAGCUCCUAUUCAGGUAACCAGUCUGCCAACUGCAACUCUUAUUUUACCCACCACCAUUUCCAACCUAGUCCAUGACUUCCCAGAUACCUCUGCCUUCAGGCUAUUCUAUCAAUCACUCAAUUUGCUCUAAUACAUUGUGAUCAAUUUCCUAUAAUUCACUAGGAGGAGGAGUAGAAAUCAAUAGGAGAUAUAGGUGUAGGACAAACUGCCAGAAGGCUGCUUUUGGGGGGAUAUGACCAUAUGGUUCUAAGCUACCCACUGGCUGUCUCUGGCUUCUAUGUAAAAACACUUUUCAGCUAGAAAGAUGAUUGGAUUUAGGAGGCAGAUUGAAAAGAAAGAUCUAAUGUAAGUGGUAUCUUGGAACUUAUAAAGACUUCUUAGCCACCCUUUUUUGUUCCAUACUGUAAUUAAUUGCUAACUGGCCUUCAUUUUGAAGAAUUUUGAAGCACCACGCUGAAGAGAGGGAAACAGCAAGGUUUACUUUAAACAGUGGAACAGCCCCUGUCAAAUAAUGUAUUGGUGGUAAUGACACCUGAUGUCUGAGGGUAAGAAGUGAAUGGGCCUGACACAUUUCACUAGGAAAGUGAGACAGAGUGGAAAGAGAAAAAUGAUAAUAGCAGAGUCUUCAUCCCUGUAAUAACUUGCCUUUCAAAUAAGAUACUGUAAUGAAGAGCUUGCUAUAAUUAUUUCAGUCAUGUUCAUAAUGGAAAAAUAUGAAAAGAGAGUAGUUGAUGGUACAGGCAAAUAAAGUUCCAUUUGCUUUCCUCAGAGAACUGCAAUUCUCCCAAACUUUGCAUUGCUCCCUCAUCCCCUUAUUUUGACGUGCCUGUGAUUUUCAAGAAAACCUGUUCCUUUUUACACAAGUGCCUUCAUACGACUUAGUCCUCCUACUCACAAACUGUCUCAGCUGAUACAGUGCUGUGGCUAAAAAUAUGAGUGAUAAUGAUCUAGGAACUUGAUAAUUCUAUUCAAACCUUGUCUUGGUGGCCCUUGAACCAUCAAGGGAAGCUGUAUUCUUUCAACCGUAAGCCACUAUCCGCAGCAAGGGGAUAAUAAAUACUAACACCUUACAAAACUGUGGUAAGAAUAACCAAGGGUAUGUGAAGUACUUUCACUGGUUGAAAUCCACUGUGUGAUUUUUAUUGAUAUUAUUAUUGAGACUGACCUCCCCCCUACCCCACAAAUUCACAUAAAAUGUUUUUAACAGUGGCAUCUCCUGCACUGUUUUUCUUUAAUACAGUUCUGGUUACAGAAAGGUGGUGCCAAUUUUAUUCAACUUUAUGGUGUUCAUCUGUACUGUUAGAAAAGAAAUAUGCAGAAAAACAGAUGAAGGGAACAAAGCAUUAUUGUCUCAAUUUCUCUUCUCUUUCCCCAGCUGAUUGGAGGUUUUCAAUUCUUUGGUUUCUAUAUUAUUUAAAUUGGUCAGCUUCUGCAUUCCUUGUGCUUUUUUUCUUUCUCUUCCACUGUCCAGUUUGUGGGCUGGAUAACUCAGUCUUAGAUAACCAGGAAGAUUGUGUGAAUAAAGCUGGCAUCAUGUGAUGUCUACAUUCUGUAGACAAGAGAAUGGGACCUCAAAUGGUGUAGGCUCUUUGACAGAGUUGGGGAGCAGUAUGUGUGUGCCAAGGAGCUAUUAAGCUUUCUGAAAAUCUCUCCUUGAAGCAGACAGACCUUUUCUGGUGGUCAUUUUCCUUUCCAGAAUGUGACUGAGAUGAUGAUAAUUUAAAAAAAACAAA